Molecule: messenger RNA, 1033 nt
Organism: Cydia amplana
Lineage: Eukaryota; Metazoa; Arthropoda; Insecta; Lepidoptera; Tortricidae
Product: deoxycytidylate deaminase
Exons: 5
Coding region: 70-648 (192 amino acids)
Cellular component (GO): cytoplasm
Molecular function (GO): hydrolase activity; zinc ion binding
Source: RefSeq, a predicted model, not a curated record
UUUUGAUUCAACUGCUAGAAUUAAUUCAACGUGGUCUUUUCCAUAGGAAAUAUUCAUAAUUUUUAAACGAUGGAUCUCGCUGAAAUGACCGCAAAUAUGUCUUUACAAAAUAUAAACAGCCGCGUUCAGAAGAAACGAGAAGACUAUAUCGACUGGCGAGAUUAUUUCAUGGCAACGGCUUUCUUGGCCGCAAAACGUAGCAAGGAUCCCAGCUCACAAGUUGGUGCUUGCGUUGUCAAUAAAGACAACAAAAUAGUCGGCAUUGGAUACAAUGGGAUGCCCAUUGGAUGCAGCGAUGACGUGUUCCCGUGGGGAAAGAGUACUCCAUCUCCUUUAGAUAGCAAAUAUCUAUAUGUAUGCCAUGCAGAAAUGAAUGCCAUUGUCAACAAGAACUCAGCAGACGUCAAAGACUGUACCAUAUACGUUGGUCUGUUCCCCUGCAACGAAUGUGCCAAAAUAAUCAUACAGUCAGGGAUCAAGGAGGUGAUUUACCUGUCAGACAAGCACGCACACAAGCCUGAGACGGUCGCCUCAAAAAGGAUGUUUGACGCUUCCGGUGUCAAGUAUUGGCAAUUUAAACCAAAGAGUGAGAAGAUUGAAAUAAACUUCGGUGAUAUUGACUGGGACAGAAUGAGCCCUAGAAAAUGACGCUAAUGUAUUUAUUAUACUGAUAAGGACAUUUCAUAGAUAUUUUUAAUGUGUUACCAUAAUUUGGUAAGGAUGAUUGAUAUUAAUCUUUAAUGAAUAUAUGACAUUUUGUGAGAAAUAAAAUAAUUAAUUCAAUUUUGUAAAAUAAAAUUUUAUUACUUUAUGUACACGAUGACAGAGGUACAAAUACUUCGGUCACACAACUGAAUAGGAAAACAAUGACUGUUCUUAACACAAUUAUGUGGUAAUUAGAGUACAAAUAAAUGUUUAACAUGUGCAUGUUAAGUUCCAGCACAACCAGUGUGCAUUUAAUGACAAUUUGGUGUAUCCAAUUAUUUAAUUAUUGUCCAACUUUACACAUAGGUAAAUAUACUGUCUGAAAAAA